AUGGCAACCAACCUAACAUUUACUGCAUCCAAUGUCAGACUUCAGUACUAUAUACCAAAUGCAUCAGACUAUCCAGUGUUUCUGGCAAAACAAUGCAAUCCUGGUGUUUCUGAGGAUUCUUCUCUGAUCUUGAAAUUGCUUAAAAGAAUACACAGGUCAGACAAGAGUUUGCCAGAAGACUUGUUUGACCAGUUAGAAGAUGAGCCACUUGACUUGCUUGAUCAGCACAAAACACGAUCAGCCCUGCGAUCAUCUGCGCACCUUAAAAGAAAGCAAGAAUCAGAUGAUGAGCCAGAGAUCGACCCUAAAGGGUGGCUGAUAGUUUGUGGAGGGAAAACAAAGAAGGAAAAGGCCACUGACCCUGAUUCAGAUGUGAGGCGUGAAGCAGGCAGUUUCAACUCUGUGAACUCCAGGAAAACUCAGAAGCGCAGGAAAACUUCAGAUUCUGGGUGGGCUUACACUGGAAAUGAAUAUGUUAGCAAGAAAGCUGGUGCGGAUAUGAGAAGGAAGGACAAGCUUGAGCCAUAUGCAUAUUGGCCAUUAGAUCGCAAGAUGAUGAGCCAGAGACCAGAGCAUCGAGCAGCUGCGAGGAAAGGGAUGGCCAGGGCUGUAAAAAUGGCCAAGAAGCUUGAGGGCAAGAGUGCUUCAACUGCGCUGUCCAUGAAGCUCAUCAAUUUUAAUAGUCAGAAGAAAGGCAGCAAAAGAAAGAGCAGUUAUCAGCACUCGCAUUUCCUCCUGUUCUGGAGAAAGGCAAAUUCUUAA
Populus nigra (black poplar) is the source of this 762-nucleotide messenger RNA. RefSeq lists its product as uncharacterized. The transcript has 2 exons. Bases 1 to 762 code for a protein of 253 amino acids. The record is from RefSeq and is a predicted model, not a curated record. NCBI's taxonomy places the organism in Eukaryota, Viridiplantae, Streptophyta, Magnoliopsida, Malpighiales, Salicaceae.